UACAAUCAGCUGUUGUGCAGAUAGUGCGCACUACGCAGCUUAUAUAUAUACACAUAUAAACAAAAUUUGACAAGAAAAUGGAUUGUGCACCGCUAAAUUUGGCUCACUUUCAUGAACGUCGGUCAGAGCGUUUCCUUCGUCAUCAUCGGUACGAAGAGGCCAUCAAGGCACUGGAGACUUCGUUAAUUUAUCUGCAAGAUGCUUACAAGAAUGUCUCACUUCCCAAAUCGAGAGAAAUUCUCGACACACUCACGUUGGACUUCCAGCGAAAGUUGCGCCAGCUUGAAAUGCGUAAAACGCAACAUGGACUAAAUAAAAUGAAGGACUUUGCUCCACUGAAGGAGACCAGCCCUAUGCUGCCGUUGCGACCAGAUAAUUGCAGUGGAUUAGGGUCUGCACAGUCGGUAGCCAAAGCCAUUGAUAAAACAGUGCAGGACUUCGAUGCAAAAUUUACUUCGACAUUAACCCCAAAAGCAAAUUCACCAAAUUCAGCUAUGACAGACACACAGGCGGAUACUAUGUCACGUAGCGAUCCCCAGGCCAGUCUGACAGAAGAACCAGGCCAGCCCAUACUAGAGGGACACGAAGAGCUGGACUUGCCUUCGCUGGCCCCACUAGAGUUGCCUUCCUUUGAUUAUAGCAUGUUUACUAGCUCGUCGGCCCCUUCGCUAGCCAGUUACGCCGGAUUGUCCGAGAGCUUUCAAAAGUAAUUCUAAAUCCCUAAGUUUGUGAUAAAUAAUACAAUUAGUUUGUAGGCGUAUGCUAUAUAAUAAAAAACUUUUAUUUGGCCAUCAGUCCUUUUAGAAGAUCAUCCAUA
Drosophila willistoni is the source of this 817-nucleotide messenger RNA. RefSeq lists its product as uncharacterized. NCBI's taxonomy places the organism in Eukaryota, Metazoa, Arthropoda, Insecta, Diptera, Drosophilidae. The transcript has 2 exons. Gene Ontology annotation, biological process: autophagy. The record is from RefSeq and is a predicted model, not a curated record. Bases 78 to 710 code for a protein of 210 amino acids.